AUGUCCUCGGAUGCCGGAGAGAAGAUUUGGAGAGAAUGGCUUGCAAUCAGGAGCACGCCGAUGUCAAAAACAGUAGAGCGCGGUCGAAAAGGCAAGUCGCUUGCAAGCGGCAGGCGGCAACAGGUAGGCUUAGGAGCUUGCCGACGGAUUUCCCUACGCCACCGCCGACGCCAAAAACCGCAGGGUGUUCGGCUCUGGCGCAAAAACUUCCCCAGAAUCGUCGUCGGGCUCAUACUGAGUUCUACACGUGUAAUUUUGUACAGCAAUGAGUAUUUCUUACCGUCCAAUAGAAAGCGUUUGUUUUUUCCAUCACUUCAUCAAAGAUUUCCUUCACGACACGCGCAAGGAAGGCGAAGUCAUCUGAAGUCUGAACGCCAAAAUUUGAUCCAGCCUUGA
Molecule: messenger RNA, 396 nt
Organism: Chondrus crispus (carragheen)
Lineage: Eukaryota; Rhodophyta; Florideophyceae; Gigartinales; Gigartinaceae
Exons: 1
Coding region: 1-396 (131 amino acids)
Source: RefSeq, a predicted model, not a curated record